Cannabis sativa is the source of this 1516-nucleotide messenger RNA. Its product is annotated as D-aminoacyl-tRNA deacylase. The transcript is spliced from 9 exons. The record is from RefSeq and is a predicted model, not a curated record. Gene Ontology annotation, molecular function: D-aminoacyl-tRNA deacylase activity. Bases 251 to 1198 code for a protein of 315 amino acids. Gene Ontology annotation, biological process: D-amino acid catabolic process. NCBI's taxonomy places the organism in Eukaryota, Viridiplantae, Streptophyta, Magnoliopsida, Rosales, Cannabaceae.
GCACAUGGGUGUACUUGUAACUUACAAAACCGACGCGUCGUAUCCAUUUCGGCGGAGUCCAUCCUGGCAGCACAAAAACGGCAGUUGGCACUUGGCGGGCGCACCCAGGAAACCACAGUUUCCGGGCGCACCCAGUAAACCGAAAAAUGUAAUAAGACUCCACUCUCUUCUCUUCUUUUCUCUUUGUACGUUGGCCAACUUUUUCUUCUACUAAAUUCCACUCGACAGUGAACUAAAGAGAGAUAGGGAGAUGGUGACGCUGCUAGUAGCGACGAGUCUUGAUCCGGCUUCAAUCAACCCGGCUAAUGCGCUUCUCGCCAUGCCCGGAUGGCAACCUCUUCCUUCUUUACAGGAUAUGAAGAGUUUUUCGAAUCAAGGAGUGAGAAUGCUUGUACACGGGAACAGUAUAAUCCGAGAGGAUCACUUGGAGAAACGGUGGGAGGAUGCCACAGGCGAAGUUGUCGAUGAAGUUAUCUUCUUUAGUAAACACACUGCUGUCUCUAAUAGACCCGCCCUCACUGUGCACCCUAUUGGGGUCCCUCAUUUGCGCGAAGGGGAUGUUGCUCCUCAAGGUGGCAAGCCUGGAUGGGCUGCGCCACCCAAUCCUCGAAUUGGACCAUGGCUCAGGCUCUUGAAAAGGAUUGCAGAGUCUCAUAACUUAGUUCCUGAGUUUGAGAUUACUUUAGAAGGCACUCAUCAUGGACCAGAAACAAAUAAGCCCACCAUGUUUUUGGAAAUUGGUAGCACAGAGGAGUACUGGAAGAGGCAGGAUGCUGCUCAAGUUAUGGCUCAGCUAGUUUGGGAAGGACUUGGACUUGGAGGGGAAGCUGAUGUGGGAAACUGGAGCAGGGAGAAUGAUAAGAAGAGAGUCCUCAUUGGGAUUGGUGGUGGGCAUUAUGCACCUCGGCACAUGGAUGUUGUUCUGAAAGAUGGUGUAUGGGUGGGUCAUCUACUUUCAGGAUACUCUCUGCCAAUGGAAGAUCCUAACCAAUCAAAGGUGGAGAAAAGUGUUGAAAUUGGUGGGACUUGGAGAGAGGCAAUAAAAGCAGCAUUUGAGGCAACAAAAUUGGCAUUUCCUGGGGGGGAAAUUCUUGCACACCUUGAUCACAAGAGUUUCAAGGGCUGGCAGAAGAAUGCCUUAACAGGUUUCUUGGGUGAACAAAACAUUAAGAUUGGCAAACCGAAUGAUUUCUAUUGAAUUUGAAACUAUGCUGAGUUAGAUUCUUUCCCCAUAAAAAGUAAUAGGCAAUGGCAGACGACUGAUGGGCAGUCGACAGAAUGAGCCUGCAGUUGUGAGACAGAUUCUAAUGAUUUCAUAGCAAGGAUGCUGGGUAGUCUGAUUUUGUUACAUAUUGGUUUCCAUAAUGUGCACUCAGAGUGUCUGGCAAACUAAUUUUGAUGGAUCAUGUUUUCCAUCUUUUUUCUAUGAUGUAUUAGACUUUGAUUAGUUGAAUGAAUGUUCAUUAUUCAAAAUAAAUAAAUAAAUGGAUGUAACCUGCUUUAUAUUUGGUUUUAA